AUGUCUUCGAAACCAGUCCACGUCGUCAAGUCUACUGACAUCCACUCCUCUUCUUCCGGCCAAACAGAUGGCAUGACACGCAUGCCAGCGAUCACAAACCUCGCCUCAAUCUGCAGUUCCAUCAUGCUAGCCUCUCCUCAUUCUGCUUCUGCAGUCCAUCACCACGGCGCCCAAGACACCAUCGUCUAUGCCGUUCGAGGCCAAGGUGCUGUCGUCAGCGAAGGCGGCAAGAAGCGGCAGGUCUUGGAACAAGGAGAUUUUGCUCUGAUACCCGCGUAUCAAGAGCAUCAAGAGGUCAACGAUGGCGACGAGGAAGUUGAGUGGGUGAUUGUGAGGAGCGGUGGUGAGCCCGAGGUUGUGAAUCUCGAGGGUUGGGGAAAGAGUUAG
Messenger RNA from Aureobasidium vineae, 387 nucleotides. NCBI's taxonomy places the organism in Eukaryota, Fungi, Ascomycota, Dothideomycetes, Dothideales, Saccotheciaceae. The record is from the annotation of a GenBank genome assembly.